AUGCAGAAUGUAAUGAUGAACCACCCAUCGAAUACUGUGUGAUCACUUUACCAAUCAGCAAGCUGCUAUAUGAGAAAUUGGUACAUUCAUCAUGGCAAUCAGACAUUAACUUUACAUUUGACGAACUAUGCAACCUCCUUACUAUGCAGCCACGUUUUUUUGAGAAAGAAAGAUUUGUCAUGUUCUUGAUGGUCAAAAAUCUUCUUAGUGACGAGACAUUGUAUCCACAGCUGAAUCGAUUCUUUGAAGAAAGGCGAAGUAAAGAAGAAAAUUUGUUUUUGUGUGAUCAAUUGAACUGGUAUGAAAAUAUAUUUGCUGUAUUCUGUGAAAACGGGUAUUUCGUGCUAGAAGAUCAAUUCAAAAAUAUAUUUGUGACUGCAAGCGAUUAUGAACAAAAAUGUAAGAUUCCUAUUCAUGUCAAAUCAAUAGAAUGCUUACCUUUUGCAAUUCCAGUUAAUUACUUGGCAGUUGAUUAUACAUUUCUACAAAACCAGUCUUCAGAGUUACCAAUCGUCUAUAAUGGAAUUAU
This is a messenger RNA of Vavraia culicis subsp. floridensis, 529 nucleotides long. RefSeq lists its product as uncharacterized. Lineage: Eukaryota; Fungi; Microsporidia; Pleistophoridae. The annotation marks the transcript as partial. The transcript has a single exon. The record is from RefSeq and is a predicted model, not a curated record.